Neolamprologus brichardi is the source of this 746-nucleotide messenger RNA. The record is from RefSeq and is a predicted model, not a curated record. NCBI's taxonomy places the organism in Eukaryota, Metazoa, Chordata, Actinopteri, Cichliformes, Cichlidae.
UGAUAUUGUGACACGUGAUGAAGUUGACAGCCUCAUGUGUGAAAAGAGGAUCUUUGAAGUGAUCAACUCCUCUCGUCAUCCAUUCUUGGUGAACCUGUACGGCUGUUUCCAGACUGCAGACCACGUGUGCUUUGUGAUGGCCUACUCGCCCGGAGGAGACCUCAUGACACACAUUCACAACAGCCUCUUCAAUGAGAGUCAGGCUCGGUUUUUCUCCUCGUGUGUGCUUCUGGGUCUAGAGUUUCUCCACAAAAACAAAAUAGUUUACAGAGACCUGAAGCUGGACAAUCUGUUGAUGGACGCAGAUGGCUUUGUAAGGAUAGCAGAUUUUGGCUUGUGCAAAGAAGAAAUGGGCCACGGGGAUCGCACGUCAACCUUUUGUGGCACACCAGAGUUCCUGGCUCCAGAGGUGCUGACAGACAGCAAUUACACCCGCAGUGUGGACUGGUGGGGGCUGGGGGUCCUCGUCUAUGAGAUGCUGGUGGGGGAGGUCAGUGUAAACCAUAGACUGUAUAUAAAGAUACACCGUGUCAUAAAGUUGCAGGAAGGAAAAAGGUUUGGAUUUAUUGGGGCAAUGUCCACCUUCACCUUCAGUGUCUGGUGUAGAUCUUCCUACACAUUUCCAUUCAUUCUUGAUCACUGCAUUACUUUAAAGUAAUCUUUACUCAUUCUUCCAUACAGAAGAGCUUAAACACUGAUGUUACCUCACAUUUCCUCACAUGAAAUGCUUGGUUAGUUCAAUUAGC